This is a messenger RNA of Phasianus colchicus (ring-necked pheasant), 9367 nucleotides long. It is a transcript of the gene TMEM164, whose product is annotated as transmembrane protein 164. The record is from RefSeq and is a predicted model, not a curated record. NCBI's taxonomy places the organism in Eukaryota, Metazoa, Chordata, Aves, Galliformes, Phasianidae.
GGGUGAUGCUACGGCGCCGGGAAGGGGCCGGCAGGGCGGCGGGGAGCGGCCCGCCCGCUCGGGCUCGCCGCGGCUGAGGGGAGCGCCGCUCCUUGCUUCCCGCCAUUCUCUCGCCGGGCGCGGGGCUGCGCGCGGGCCGAGGCGCGCGGGGAGAAGGCGGCGCGGGGCAGGCUGCCGACGUCCGAGGGAAGGCGGAGCGCUCUUCUCCGAGGCGAGGGGAGGAAGCGGGACCCCCGGCGUUUCAUGUUCCGCCGGCCCGACGGCAUUUUGGCGUUGAUUCCGACCCGCUCCCGCCCGCACCCGGACGGCGACGGCGAGGAGGAGCGGCGCCGUCCCGCCAUGUCCCGGUACGGCCUCCGCAACCUGCUGGACUGGUUGUACGGCGGGGUGGACCCCAGCUUCGCCGGCAACGGAGGGCCGGAGUGCGCGGCCUUCCUGUCCGGGCGGCAGCGCUUGGUGGAGAGCCUGGUGUUCCUCAGCCUGGGCGCCGCCGAGAUCCUGCUGGCGCUCUGCAAGCUGCGGCGGCUGCACCGCGCGGAGCUGGAGGGACACCUGCUGCAGCUGCACCGCGCCAAGCGGGAGAGCCUGGGCAAGAACCUGCUGCUCGUGGCGCUGUGCCUCGUCUUCGGGCUGGAGGUGGGCUUCAAGUUCGCCACCAGGACGCUCAUCUACCUGCUGAACCCCUGCCACGUGGUCACCGCCAUGCAGAUUUUUCUUCUUGCUUGUCCUCCAUGUCGGGCUGCAAUGAUUCUCUUCAGGUUGCAGAUGCAUAUGCUGAAUGGGGCUCUCCUGGCAUUGCUGUUUCCUGUUGUGAAUACACGCCUGCUUCCAUUUGAAAUGGAAAUUUAUUACAUCCAGCAUGUGAUGCUCUAUGUUGUGCCCAUCUAUCUGCUGAGAAAAGGAGGGAUCUACACUCCAGAACCACUCUCCAAUUUCUGGUGGGCUCUUUUAUCUACUGGGUUUAUGUUUGUAUAUCACUUUAGCAUCUUGCAAAUUCUGGGACUGGUUACAGAAGUGAAUUUGAACAACAUGUUAUGCCCAGCCAUUUCAGAUCCUUUUUAUGGGCGCUGGUAUCGAAUUUGGGCAUCUGGACAUCAGACUAUCAUGACUAUGACUCAUGGGAAGCUUGUGAUCUUACUGUUUUACUGUGCUGACCCCAUCUUUAAAUGUAGUGUGGACUUGCUUAGAUUUCCAGCUAAGAAAAUAGACUGAAAUGUCUCCCCACGGAGCAGUACGUACAGGAAGCAGAGACACCUAUAUUCAUACUGGAAAACCAAGAGGAGGGAUGAGAAGACAAUGUUUUUAUUAUUUUUCUCCCCGCAGUUUAUGGCCUCACAGACACUUCUAUUAUCAAUUGAGGGUUUUUCUUUCAACUGCUGUUUUUCACUGCCUACUGCCAAUGGCAACAUUAGUGGCCUUAUUCUGGAAGAGGUUCCUGUUUUAUACAUUUUGUGUAGAUUACAGUAAAAUCUUGCUAAUCUACCCUUUACAAUUAGGUGAGGAUCUAUCUACAUUCCAGCAAAAAGAGUGGCAGAGCUACCUCAUUUUGACUUAUUUUCCACUAAGUAGAAUUUUUCCAUUAAUACAGUUUAUAUUGCAGGAUAGGAAAUAAAGCUGAAUUCCAAUUCUCUACUCAUGUGAACAGAACACAUCUUGAAAUGCAUCAUCAUGGCUUAACUCUUAGUACUUAAAUGUUGCAAAAUGGUCAUGGUGGAGCAACGUAACACUUAAUCUCCAAGUCAUAAGUGCAAAGCAGUGAAGUUUUACUGUAUUUUCUUUAAGCUGGUUGAAAAUAUUGGGGAACAAUAACUCUUUUAAAUACCUUAUUGUUUUUUUUAAACCGAAUACUUUGGUUUCUGGCCUGCUAAGGAUAAACGUCUGUCUGGUGAGGUCCCAUCAGAUCUUGAUGCUUUGGAGAUAAUUUAGAGUGAGUAGAAAACACCACACAGAAAUUAUAAAAAAGCCCAUGUUAUGUGUAAGCUAUGAUAGGUAUUUAAUCAACAGUACUGACCUGCCUUUAAACAAAAUGCUUCUGUCACUUAGCUUAGACUGGAGACUGAGUAGAGUUGCAAUGUACAUUGUAAACAUUUCUCUUUUUUCACUUAGUAGCAUUUUAAACAUUCCUCCUCUGCAUUCUACCCUGAUCCUUAGUAGAGCUGUUGGUGAGGAAACAAAAUGAAACUAUUUCCUGUCUCCAAAGCUCUAAUACAUUCUUCAUACUGAUUUUUAAAACACAAGUAUAAAAAGGAAUGUGAAAUCAGCACAGGCUUCUACUGAAAAGGCGAUGUUCCAGUUUACUAGUAUGGCUAGAUCUUCUCAUCAGCGUGAGUUUUGGAGUAGAAAAGGAUGUAAGUAAAGAGAAUUAUAAAUAGUAAAUUGGCUAAGGGAAGAAACUGUAGGGAAAAGCUCGGACAUCUUUACUGUGUUCUUCCAGAUAGUUAACUGUAGAUCUGUUGUUGCGCAGCCUGCUGUAUUUCAGGGUUGCAGGAAUUGUGUUGUACAAAGUGCUAGUUGCCACUUGCAUUGCAUUGUCAUAGCUGUGACUUGUAAGAUAAAAACAAAGCCGUCAUACCUCCUCUCGAUGGAUCACCUGAAGAUAUAUUCUGAUGUUAAGGUACAGUGCUUAUACCUCAAGAAGAGAAGUAAGAAUGAUAAGUGGUUGACUUUUUUUUUCCUGCAAGAUAAGAAAACAGUUGGGGAGGGAACAAAUGACUUCUCUAAAUGUUUUCACAUGUCUGCAUGGUUUUUUUUGUUUUGUUUUGUUUUUAAGUAAUCUCCCACUAGAAGUCCUUUCUGCUACAUUCAAACUUACAGACUAGCUUCUGGCUUUCUUUCAUGUCUAGAAAGUAAACAUCCUGUACUGUUUACUAUAAAUUGAGAUGUAAGAUUGACCUCAACUAUGAAGCAUGUAUAGCUAGUCCCAGUUGCACAGACUGAACUACUACAUUGUUCAGUUUGAGAAAGGUAAGCACUUGAUAGUAACAAUUGCUGUCUCAUAGUGUUGACUGUGAAUUGCUGAUCCUGCGAAUGUCUUAGUACAUAAUUAAUUUUAUUGAGCCAUCUCACUACUGCUUCAGUAAAGCAGGGCAUGUGCUGUGUAUUUGUGGAGGGGUGAGCUAAAGAAAACAUGCAUUAGUAUUAAAGGCCUGAACCCAUAUGUGAAAGACUACUUAAUUAGCUGCUGAUGUGAUGCUCAGUUCAAGAGUCAGUAUUUCAUUUGCAGCUGACGAAAUACAUGAUGUUGCUGAGAGAUGCUGAGGUGAACAGAAAUAUUCAUGCCUAUUUGGCUCCUAUGAACAGCUAUGUGUACAGUGGUUCUUUCCUUCCCGCAGUUACUGUCAAGGCUAUCUUGAUUUGUUUUUAUUUACUUAAGUCUUGGCAAAAUGCUUUCUGUUGAAUCUAGUCUGAUUUAGAAGCAACAUCAUUACAGUAGGAUGAUCUUGCCAAAUUUUGCAAACAUCAGAUUAUUAUUUACCUAAUUUUAUUAUUUUUUGAAUAAUCUUUCCUGCUUUGAAAAAAACAAACAGCAUGUCCUAUGUCUAAUCAUAUGCUUCGGAGCAUGGGAAACAAGUUUGAAACAGCUCCUAUUUAUCACCAUUGACUGCCUCUGGUCAAUUAAGACUACAGAAGCAAGAAUCAUUUAAGUAAGCUCAGUGCAGUCUCUCUUAAAUUGCAAAAUUUUCAAGUUCUUCUGACUUAUAGUUGAGGGAAGUUCUUAUUUCCUUUCACGCGUCCCCAGUUUGGGUUUUGGUGCAUGUUGAACUUUUGGCUUAAGAUGCUAAGAUGUCUAAUUGAAUGUAAUAAUUCAGCAAGGAGAAGUAAACUGGCUAUUACACUCAAUAAGGAUUUUAUGAGCAUCUGGAUUUCAUGACUGUCAGGAGAGUGGAGCCACUGGGAUCUAAAGGGAAGAAGGGCAGCAGAGUCUUAAACUCUUCUUCAUGGUAAGCUGUGCUGGCUGCUUUUGCUUGUUGUACACCAUCAAUGAAGCUAGCUGAGCUUUUAUCCACAGGAUCACAGAAUGUCAGUGAUUGAAACUGACCUCAGAAGAUCAUCUACUCCAAUCCUCCUGCUGGAGCAGGACCACCUAGAUUAGGUCACAGUUCUCCACAACACAUUCUGAAAACCAUUUUUAAACAGUCUUUCAGCUUGGUUUAUGGUGUAGCUGUACAGAAAGUUGUCAGCACACUUGAGACACAAGCUUCACAUACGGGGAAGAAUAGGGCUGAAGGGAAGCAAAAAAGGAAUGAACUUCUGAAACAUCAAUGGAAAUUCACAUACUUUACUCUUCAGUUGUUUUGAAUAGCUGUUUGGAAGAUGCAGAUGACAGAGCUUUUUCAAUGUGAAGGAAAUUGGUUUGAAAAGUAAAAUAGAAUACUUAGCCUUCAUACGGGAAUAUCUGUUCCCUGGCAGAUUUUCUUUUCCACAAAUGGUUUAUUAUAUGAGCAGUGAUUCCGUUUAGAUGAAUUCCUGGUAAUUUUUUUCUUAUUUAUGCUGGAAAUUAAAGAGUAAAACUAUGUUGCUAUUCAUAAAAGCUGAUGGGCAUUCUCUCCUGUGGCACUAUGGACGCCAUCGAUGUCACAGCUUUAAGCUGUUGACCAGAGCCUGGUGAUGUUUUACGUUGAAGCAGUGCGAUGUAUGAUUGAAAGGGUAAGUCCUGGCUCUCCAAUAUCAGUACAUCUUUUUUCUCAGUACUAAGAGUUAUGAAGAUACUAGGAGUAGAUACAGUACAGAGCAGGAGGCUGAUACAGCCAUGCAGACUAUUUCCUUUUAGGGCAGCUUGUAUUUGAGAGGUGUUCCAGCAGGUUAUAGAAACUCAUACAUUACAAUACCAGAAAAAGUUACUGUGCGGUGCUUAGGUCUGGACUUUAGAAAAAAUAUGGAUGCAGGCAGAUGUUUGAUCAGAUCUCUAUAUUAUACUCUUUAGUACCAUAGACACUUCAGACAAAAGAAAUGAGGAGCAAUGAAACUGAUUUCUCUUUCUGUCACUGAAUGACUCUAAAUUACUUCCAGGUAUACACAUAAAUGAAGCUCUGGUAACUACAGUGAAGUUGUCUGCGUUGGUUUGUUUAUGCAGACUUCUUUAAGUAGCCUUUCAAAGUGCAAAAAUGAGCUGCUAAAACUUCUGCACCCACCAUAAGAUCUGGUGAUAGCCUGUGAAUAUUGAAAUUAUUGUGCCAAGAUUCUAUCUGUCCAGUACACAUGCAGCGAUAACUUUUCAGGCACUGUAGGCAGUGUAUGAACUGUAUCUGUUUAACUUCCUUCUGUUUAAGCACCAGAGAUCUGCAUUUUGUUUCUUCUGAAGGGUGAAAUUAACAGCACUUGAUCAUAAUUAUAUAAAUCAAUGAAAACUCUGAAUGCACACCUGUACUUUGGUUUCGGUUCAGCAUCUUAGGGCUUGGCAAAUGCUGCUUAUAAGCAAAGCUCACUUGUGCUUCAGCAGAUGCUGCCUUGCUGAGGCUGGGAGACAUGAAAAGUUAUUCAUUUGCAUACCUUAAAACUCUGGAGUACCUCAUUAUAGAUUUAUCCUUCUGUCUCUAGCCACAGUCAGGGUUUUGAUAUUUCAGUACAUUUUGUAACAUUUUGUAAAACCUAAUAGUAUUUUCCUUUCAGAAAUGGCUAUGUGCAACUGUUCAAGUACUGUAUUUUACUUCUAUAUUCUAAUUCUUGCGUCUAAACCAUAGGCAUUUGUUUCCUGUGCAUCUAUACCUAAUGACAACAUAGACUUUGAUGUUCUUCUUGCUGUUUUCAAGUCAUAGGACCAUAGGAUCAUUUAGGCUGGAAAAGGCCUUCAAGAUCGAGUCCAACAUUAACCUCACCUACCAUGUCCCUCAGUGCCACAUCUACACAUCUCUGAAAUACUUCCAGGAUGGGGACUGCACCACUUCCCUGGGCAGCCCAGUACAAUGCCUGACCACUCUUUUUGUGCAGAAAUUUUUCCUAAUGUUCAAUGUAAACCUCUCCUGGUGCAACUUGAGGCCAUUGUGUCGCAUCCUAGCACUUGUCACCUUAAACUGUUCAACUUGAGGUGGAUACUUAGGAAUUAAAUUAUUCCUAAUGGUUAACACAGUUCAGAAAAAGCUAACAGGAAGGCAUAUAUCAGCCCUUCUGUUAGAAGGUGGAAGGUUUCUACGAGCAGGUGGAUCAGUGCUGAUGUUUUCAUUUUUAGUGAUGAGAUACAUAACAAAUCUGUUGAUUCUUGUGAUCUUGUACUCAAUAUGAUAUUGCUGUAUACUUGUCUUGCAGCUUUAUUGUAACUUAGUUAAAACCAAGCCGUUUUUAAAAUGAUGUUUUUCUUCAGGGUCAAUUUUGUACUUUUUUUUAAAUUAUUUCUGCAUUUACUGAGUCAUUAUCUCAAUGCUGCAGAGGAUGCAGCAGGCAGAACAGGACACAUACCCACACUGCUCUCGCCACCCAACCUGUGCCAGGGAAGUGGAACUGCUCAAGGACUGGACUGAAGCACAUCAGUGGUCUUUGGAAGCUUGCAGUUCCCAUUAGCUACCCAGUGUAGUGCUACCCAGGCACAGAAUGGAAUGGCAAUGUCAAGGCUGGUUGUGGAGAGGCUCAACUGCCAUGUAUGCUGUUAGUUCUGAAUAAUUUGUAGGAAUGUUAUAAAUUUUGUAAACUUUUUAUUGUGCUAUAACUUGGUUAUGAGGUAAUAUUUACAAAUAAGGGAUAACUUGUGUACUUGUUUUUGUAUUUUGGUCUGAUUUUUUUGGUUGUAGUGCCCUAUGUCCAGCUCACUGGGCAAAGAGCUCUUAAACAUUUGAAUUAAAGCAAAUAAAUGCAUUUUAAUGGUACUGUAAUUUUGUUGUCAUUCUAAUCAUGUCAGGCACUGCAUCUGUCGUGUUUGCUGUUUUUUCAAGUAGGUAAAAAACUGACAUUCCUCUUCUAUUUGCAGUAUUAACAGCUAGAUUCACAGAGACUUGAUAAUAGAUGGCCAUGAGAUCAAUAAGAAUACAGCUUCUCCUAUCUUAAGCUGUCUGUACUGCUAGAUCUAGUUUGCCUUGCAUGAUGCAGUUUCUGCUGAUUAUCACUGUUUCUAGCACUUUUAAAGCAUUUGAGUAUGACCUAUGCCUGUAAUUUAGCAUGCAAUACAAGCCAGAGUUUACUUCACUGUAAGACACAAAUCCUCUAGUCACUUCAAAUAUCCUGUUCAUCUCCUUCAUGUAAAAAAGCUCUGGAAACGCUAUUAUGAUGUCUUUGUUUACUCUGCUUUCAGGUUUCUUGCCACAGUUUUGGUAGAGCGUGGGUUUUUUUUAGUUCUGUACUCUGUCACCUCAGUAGAGGAAGGCAGAAAAAGUACAGAAGUUUUCAGCUCAAAACUAUAUAAUUUACAAGGGCUCUCUGGUCAAUCUCACACAUGUAGAUGAUGGCAAACAACUGCCAUCAUUACUGCAUUUCUGAAAAGCUUCUGGCUGUAAUUAAAAGGACGUGUAAGUACACUGCAAUAAUGCUGAAUGGAAUAAUAAGCAACCUCCCCUCUUUGAAAUAGACCUAAUGUUUGGUACUGUUCUGUUAGUUUGAUUUUUAUUCUGCGUAACCCCAUACCUGGCUGAUGUAAAAAGAGCAGGAGGCUUUGGGAAGAAAUCUGUAACUAGUGUUGCAUCCUGAUGGUCUGUAAGGUCUGGGGAGACUUCUACCCAUUUCAGACAAAUGAUACCAAGUCUGUAAAAUAGUGAAAGAACAUCAAUGGAAGCUAUUUAACUAAAGCAGAUUUUCCCUUCAGAGUUACCAACAUCUAAAAGCUACUAUUCUUGUUUUCAAAGUAUUUUCAGCUAGAGACAGGAAGCCUAUUGAAAAUGAAUUAGUCAAAGGCAAACAAAAACAUUUCCAUAUUCAGAGCUGAAUCCCAGGGCAACACUGGAAAUUCCUUGCUUUGCUGCAGGAGUUAUUCUACAGGGGAAAGAAAGUCCCUUUAACCAACACUUACCCUGUAGAACAUACCUUUCUAUCACUGCACUAAAUACUGGCAUCAGGAAAGGGACUUCUUCCUUAAUCUUCCAUCUUCACAGGAGCCCUACAUCAGUCAGUGCAAACCCUGCACGACAUUUUUUCCAUGAAAGGCGGUCAAUGUGUCAGCCUGCACAUCAGCUAGCUCUGCCAGACCAGAGAAAUCCCUCACAGCAAAGCAAGCUUCAGUAUUCUAUGAAGUCACACCUAGAAAGUAAUGUGAAAAAGUAGUGAAAUUAUUCCAGGUGCUAUCAAUGCAUUUUGCUACAUUGAUCUCAUCUCCUUUCCUGUACAGCACAGGCACUGUACUGGUUACAACAUCGUGUCUGUGAACAGCUGAGAUUGAUUUCACCUUUCAGAGAAUAAGGAACUCAAUCCAGUACAUAAAUCUGUAUUUACUGGACAACAUUUAGAGUCUAAUUAUAAAAAGCACAAAACGAGACCUGACCAGCUGCUGUAACUCCCUCAGCAUCUCCCUCAGAACCAGGCUGUGAGCUGCCUCCCACAGCAUGCACAGCCAAUGACAGACCUCAGCCCAGGAAAACAUUCCCACUGCAGCAUCAGCUUUUAAAAUCAACACUGAUUGUGAAUGCUUAAAUUAAAAAAAGCGAUCAACUGACAAAGCCACACAAUUAAACAGAGAAACAUAAAAAGAAAUGGUGAUUCUUUUUCCUUGUUUUAUUGGGUAAAUGAUUUAAAAGGUAAUAACAAUAGUGUUAAAACUACUACAAUAUCUUUCCACAGCCAUAUCUCACAGACCCACAGAUAACCUUCUAUAUAAUUUUUUUUUCUUUUUCCUCAUUUUAUCUUUUUUAAGCCAUACUUAUAUUAAAAUGCCCAUUUCAACAGUUUCUUCACACUAAUAGCAAUUAAAUGUGGAAGGAAGGAGGAUCUAGUUAUAAAGGAAGGGGGUUCAGGUAAUCUGUGAUAUAAUUUGUAAUCAAUCAAGUUACUAAGAAAGGAAGAAAAAGAGAGGCCUUGUCAGCUACUCCAGGCAGCUCCAAGCCCACUGUGUGUCACCAUUGCAUUAGAUAACUCAAGAUGCUGGUGAGCAAUUUAAAGGUUUUUUUUUUGUUUUUUUUUUUUGUAACAUAUAAAACACUAAAAUAACUUAGAAACUAGAUCCAAAUAUUUUGAAAAGAAUCAACUUUGAUAUACAAAAACAGUCAUAAGUUGUUACAAAAGUUUCAAACAAAAGUUUGUUUUCUCAGUGCGUUUAUGUACCAGCGCAAUUACUGGGUCCAGAGCAAAGAAAGAGGUUUUUAUUUUUUAUUUAACAGUAAUAAAAAACGAGGAAAACAUAUCUUUCUAUAUAAAGAAUCAUUGCUGGUCUUAAGAAUAAAUGUAACCAGAAACCCUUUAAAUCUUAGAGGCACACUUUGGGUUUCCUUUUUUUUUUUCCCUUUUUUUUUUUUUU